This is a messenger RNA of Ziziphus jujuba (common jujube), 2061 nucleotides long. RefSeq lists its product as uncharacterized. Lineage: Eukaryota; Viridiplantae; Streptophyta; Magnoliopsida; Rosales; Rhamnaceae. The record is from RefSeq and is a predicted model, not a curated record. The transcript has a single exon. The coding region runs from base 577 to 1479 and encodes 300 amino acids.
GCACCCAUGAUCAUGUCACAAAUAGUGAUGAUUUUCUGACCAAGUCCAACUGUUUUUUUUUUUUUUUUUGGGGGCGAUUUUCUUUUCAUGUAUCUUUAUGUCUGAUAUGAACUGGCAAAAAGAGCUUAAACAAGGCAAACUUGAAGGUUUUUUUUGCCCCCCUCUCUCUCUCUCUCUCUCUCUCUCUCUCUCAAUCUUCUAUUCUUUAAUUUUCUUACUUAUAAGAUGCUGAUUUUAAGGUGUGAGAUAGAGAAAUAGAAUCACAUAAUAUUAAAUACAUAGGGGCCUGUCAGAGAGAACCUGGAUUUCUUUGCCUCCCUCCUAAUUUAUCUUCCUCUCAAUGUUCCUCAUUUAGAAAAAUCUUAAACGACUAGCCUAGACAGUUACAAUUCACCCAUCUUGUCUGGCCAUUCAUGCUCAUUAAAUUUUUUUCUUAGAAAAAAAAAAAAAAAAAAAAACCAAACCAUUUCUUCAAUACCCCUCCAUUUUCCUGCUUGCUCUACAGUUUUUUCUUUUUUGCUUUUUCUUCUUCGUUCUGUUUGGUUAUCAAGAAGAGCUAUUUUUCUGUACAAAAUAAUGAGAGACGUAGUUUCUUGCUUUAGCGAGCACGCUGUAAAUGUAUCACAUCCUUCAUGUUCUAACCAUUCAAACACUGCUUGUAUAACUCCAACUUUAACCCCUUCAGUCCAAAAUGCAGUGACUUGUCUCUACAGACUCAUUCUCUCAUCUCAGAAGCAGCUUUUGGUCACCGUCAAUUGGUGCAAAAACAACACAGCCCAAGGCCUAAGCAUAAAUUUUGGAGAUGACCCAUCACUAUCCUUCAAGCUCAACAUGAAUUCGCGUUUGUUCAGGAAGAAAAAAGGGAGCAGAAUUCUUGAAUCAGAACUUGGAAAGGUGGAAAUUUUCUGGGAUCUGUGCAAUGCCAAGUAUGAUUCAGGGCCUGAACCUGUUGAUGGGUUUUAUGUCUUGGUCAUGGUUGAUUCAGAAAUUGGUCUGAUCCUAGGCAACAUGGCUGAAGAAGCUGUAACAAAGAAGUUCAAAACCAGCACACCAGCAGCGAAAGUCUCUCUGAUUGCAAGGCAGGAACAUUGUUCAGGAAAUACCCUUUAUUCCACAAAAGCACAAUUCUGUGAUAAGGGCAUUGUACAUGAGAUUCUGAUCAGAUGCAGUGGAGAGAAAGAGGGAUUGAAGCAUCCGGUUCUGUCAGUUUGUAUUGAUAAGAAGAUGGUGAUCCGUGUGAAGAGAUUGCAGUGGAAUUUCAGGGGAAAUCAGACAAUUUUUGUUGAUGGUUUGCUGGUUGAUCUGCUUUGGGAUGUUCAUGACUGGUUUUUCAAUCCUGCUUCUGGGUAUGCAGUUUUCAUGUUCAGGACAAGAAGCGGAAUGGAUAGCAGGUUGUGGUUGGAAGAGAAAAUGGUACAGCAGAAAGAGCCUGACAGAGUUGAAUUCUCUUUGUUGAUCUAUGCCUGUAAGAGCUCAUAAUAAAAUUAACCCUAUUUUUUUUUUUUUUUUUUGGUUUUCCUUUUUUAUUAUUUUUAUUUUAUUCUUGUGUUAUAGUUUUAAAUUCUCCUUUCUUAUUGAAAGGAGUGGAUACUAAUUCAUUUUUGAUCAUAUAUAUAUAUAUAUAUAUAUAUGUAUGAGAAAAGAAAAAAGUAUAGUUGUAGAAAAUGUAGAUGGAUCCGUUUAGCAAGUUUUCAUCACUUUCUUUCUCUCUGUUUUUCUUCCUCAAAUGGAACUGAAACAAGAAAAAUUAAAGUGAAGCACAUAGAUUUUUGUACGGUUUUCAAGUAAUUAAAAUGGACAGCAAACAAACUUUUGGGAAUUUUGAAAGAUAUCAAUGAAGAUUUGCUGAAAGUGAGGUUUGUGGAUUCCAAGAUAACAAUGAAGAUUGGACAGAAAAAAAAGAAGCUGAGAAUCUCAUGCUCAAAUCAAGCUGUUAUUCCAUUUUCCUUUUUACUGUGUUUGAUAUGACUAUUAAAAAGUUUCGUUUUUUAUUUUCUAAAAUACAGCAGAUGGUUUAUUUCUAUAUUUCACUUAAUUUUGAAACUCAAUUCCAGAUGCGUG